AUGAAAGUAGUCGCCUUGGUCAGUGGUGGUAAAGAUUCAUGCUACAAUAUGGUCAAAUGUGUCCAACACGGACAUGAAAUUGUUUGUCUUGCAAACUUGAGACCUCCUAACAUUCAAGUUCAGGAACUUGAUAGUUGGAUGUUUCAAACUGUUGGUCAUAAUGUAAUUUCUGCAAUUGCUGAAUGUAUGGAAUUACCUUUAUUUAUUGGAGAAUUGAGUGGAUCUUCAUUACAAACUACAUUGGAAUAUGAUGAUCAUAAAAAGUCAAUUGAAGAUGAGGUGGAGAAUUUGUAUAAUUUAUUGAAGAGAGUUAAGGAUGAAAUGCCUGAAGUUGGAGCAGUUUCUUGUGGAGCUAUAUUUUCAGAUUAUCAAAGAUUUAGAGUGGAGAAUGUUUGUUCUCGUUUAGGAUUGGUUUCUUUGAGCUAUUUGUGGAGAAAACCUCAAGAGGAAUUGUUGGAUGAAAUGAUUAAAGCUGGGAUGAACUGUGUAUUGAUCAAGACUGCCUCUAUGGGUUUAUUCCCUAAAAAACAUUUGGGUAAAACUCUUGCAGAAUUACAACCAACAUUUAUGAAACUCAAAGAUAGUGCUGGAUUGAAUGUUUGUGGAGAGGGAGGAGAAUAUGAGAGUUUAACCUUGGAUUGUCCACUUUUCAAGAAGAGAAUUGUCAUAGAUAAGAGUGAAAUUGUAAUGAUUUCUGAAGAUGAUAUGGGCGGAGUUGGUCAUCUUUUAAUUUCUGAAUUCCAUGUUGAAAAUAAG
Naegleria gruberi is the source of this 756-nucleotide messenger RNA. RefSeq lists its product as uncharacterized. Lineage: Eukaryota; Heterolobosea; Eutetramitea; Acrasida; Naegleriidae. The record is from RefSeq and is a predicted model, not a curated record. Gene Ontology annotation, molecular function: diphthine-ammonia ligase activity. The annotation marks the transcript as partial. The transcript has 4 exons. Gene Ontology annotation, biological process: protein histidyl modification to diphthamide.